AUGGCCACGAUCCAAAUACUUUCUGACCUCCAUCUAGAGGCUUAUAAUACUUAUGAUGACUUUGAAAUCCCUCCACGUUCACCAUAUCUCGCUCUUCUAGGGGAUAUUGGCUGCGUCAAGAAGGACGAAAAAAAAUACCUCGCUUUCCUAAGAAGACAGCUGGCUAACUUCCGCGUCGUACUUCUCAUUCUUGGUAACCACGAGCCUUACUAUUCGAGUUGGAGCUAUGCCAAGCAGACUAUACUCCAGUUCGAGCAGCAAGUGAGCCAGGAGCGGGAAAAACAGUCUUCCAUCGGUGAAUUCGUCUUUCUCGAUAGGAGAAGAUAUGAUAUCGAUUGUAAUGGAUUAAAGUUGACGAUCUUAGGCUGCACACUCUUCACUAAGGUCCCUUCCGAAUCUAUCGAUGACAUUAGCUAUGGACUAAACGACUUCUAUCAUAUCGAGAACUGGACAGUUGAACAGCAUAAUAUGGAACAUAAACGUGACUUGGAAUGGUUGAACAGUCAAGUAGAGAAACUAAAUGGAUCUGACAGGAAAGUCAUCAUUCUCACACACCAUAGUCCAACACGGGAAGAAAGGAGUGUAGAAGCGAAGAAUCGCGAAAGCAAAAGGAUCGCCGGAUUUUGUACGGAUCUUAGUGAUCAGUAUUGUUGGUGCAAUAAUGGUGUGGCACUUUGGGCAUUUGGCCACACCCACUACAACUGCGACUAUACAGAUACGAAGACAAACAAGACAGUCUACACAAAUCAAAAAGGUUACUUUGGUGGAUCGGAUGGAUUCGACGUUGAAAAGGUCAUAAACUUAUAA
Messenger RNA from Daldinia childiae, 807 nucleotides. RefSeq lists its product as uncharacterized. The coding region runs from base 1 to 807 and encodes 268 amino acids. NCBI's taxonomy places the organism in Eukaryota, Fungi, Ascomycota, Sordariomycetes, Xylariales, Hypoxylaceae. The record is from RefSeq and is a predicted model, not a curated record. Gene Ontology annotation, molecular function: hydrolase activity. The transcript has a single exon.